AUGACCCGCAUCUCAGUCCCCACAACAGCGCGUCUACCAUCGGCAUUGCGCGUCGACCCGACCAACCCGACAGCGACCAAGAUCCUCGGCCGCCUAUCGCGUUCAUCUCUUAUCUCAGUUGCCCUCGAUUGGCUGGAUGAGAACAACCUGCCUCUGGCUUUGCCUUACCUGCGCGAGAACAGAGGCGAGUACGAGGACGAGGAUGAGGACGAAGAUGAGGACCAUGACACCGGCGACUUCCACCCCCCAGCCCGCUCCCUGGAAGCUCUCCGGGAACUCUAUACCUCUUUGCAGGCCCGCAAAGGAUCAAAACGGGAGGUUCUAGACCGCAUCAUCGAGGGUGACUGGCGCCACGGCUUGACUCUCUACCAGUUGGCCAUGGCCGACCUACAGUACCUCUACGACCACCCGACAUCCCAAAAGUGGUCCGCCUACCGCAUCGCCCCGCUGAAACCGCCCCGCGACCCAGACGGCGAGGAGCCGUCCGAGGUCGACGACAAGUCCCUCACCAUCCCGCGCUUUCACCCCUCCACCUUCCUCCGCACCCUCCAAUCCCACGUCCUGCCCGACGUAAAAGCCCACUACAACUUCGACACCCACAAGACCCUCCCCCUCCUCAUCCUCCGCAUCUUCAUCCUCGACUCCCCCUACAACACCGAGCACGCCCUAAAAACCACCACCACCGCUUUCAACGCCUCCCGCACAGUCUACAUCGCCUUUCCCGACGCCUCCCCCCACCUCUUCCUCUCCAAACCCACCACCACCACCACUACCACCCCCUCCCUCAACCCUCCCAACCCCAACCCCAACCCCAACACCCCCCUAGGCGAGACCAAAUCCCUACACCACCUCCUCCUCGCCGGCCUCCCCAAAGCCCUAUCCAACCCGCUAUGGGGAGAAUUUACUGGCUGCUACCCACCAGAAUUGGAUACGCGCAACCUGGCCGAUCUGGUGGCGAGGCGGCGCGGGGGGAGGACGAAAGUCCCGGGGGGUGGGUGGAGUGUCUAUGCGGAUGAGGGGAAAGGGGUGGUGGGGAGGGAGAUCAUGAACAGGCAAGCCAUAGUUGCAGGGCGCAACCCAAGCUUUUUCUCGAUCGCCUCUCCACGCAUCUGCAAGGUUCUAGCCUCAGAUGCAGUGAUCCGGUCCCAAUUUUGA
Molecule: messenger RNA, 1155 nt
Organism: Chaetomium globosum CBS 148.51
Lineage: Eukaryota; Fungi; Ascomycota; Sordariomycetes; Sordariales; Chaetomiaceae
Exons: 1
Coding region: 1-1155 (384 amino acids)
Biological process (GO): CENP-A containing chromatin assembly; chromosome segregation
Source: RefSeq, a predicted model, not a curated record